Molecule: messenger RNA, 462 nt
Organism: Ziziphus jujuba (common jujube)
Lineage: Eukaryota; Viridiplantae; Streptophyta; Magnoliopsida; Rosales; Rhamnaceae
Product: stigma-specific STIG1-like protein 1
Exons: 1
Coding region: 1-462 (153 amino acids)
Source: RefSeq, a predicted model, not a curated record
AUGAAGCUGAUGAAGCUGUUCUUGGUGAUCAUUGUUUUCAUGAAUAUAAUCUUGAGUUUUUGUGCUGCAUACCAGGAAGAAGUAGAAGAAAACAAAUAUGAGAAUUAUGGAGAAGAAGAAUCUCCUUCCUCCAAUGAUGAUGAUGAUGAUGAAGAAGUACAUGAAUCGGAGGGAAGGUCACUCAGGCAAACGAAGCAAACUCUGAGACUGACUUGCAACAAGUUUCCAAGGAUUUGUGGGUUUAAAGGCAGUCCAGGACCCAACUGCUGCAAGAAGAAGUGUGUGAAUGUAUCGAGGGAUCGAUUUAACUGUGGGAGAUGCGGAAAGAAAUGCAAGUUCAAUCAGAUUUGCUGCAAUGGGAAAUGUGUUAACCCUUCAUUCAACAGGAGGCAUUGUGGAGGAUGCAACAACAGCUGCAGCAAUGGCAGCCUCUGUGCUUUUGGCCUCUGCAAUUAUGCUUAA